GGAACGCUAUCUUUCAAAUUCCCAAUUCUCUCUCUCCUCGGAAUCUUGCAACUGUUAAAAGCCACCUUCUUUCUCUCUCUUUUAUCUAAAAAAACCUCAUCAUUUUGUUCGUUUCUUCUACGAUUUGCUCUUUUUGAUCACCCAGAAAAAAUCCCUAAUCCAACUAAAUUUAAUUUAUAAAAGAUGGAAAUUGGUGAAAUCCUUGGGGAGUCAAAACCUGUGUCUGUGCCAACAAAGAGUGCCAUCUAUGUUUGGGGUUACAACCAACGAGGGCAGACUGGGAGGAAGGAGAAGGACCAAAAGUUAAGGAUUCCGAGGCAGCUGCCACCGGAGCUUUUCGGUUGUCCAGCUGGGAUCAGUACUAGGUGGCUGGAUGUUGCUUGUGGCCGGGAGCAUACCGCCGCUGUGGCCUCUGAUGGGUCGCUUUUUACUUGGGGAGCAAAUGACUUUGGGCAGUUGGGAGAUGGAACUGAAGAAAGUAGGAAAUACCCGAAGAAAGUAGACCUAUUAGAUACUGAAUAUGUGAAAUCUGUUUCUUGUGGAGCGAACUGUACAGCUGCUAUAGCAGAGCCUCGUAAAAAUGAUGGGACUAUAUCAACUGGGAGACUAUGGGUGUGGGGCCAAAAUCAGGGCUCAAAUUAUCCUCGUCUAUUUUGGGGAUCCUUUGCACCAAACACUGUUAUCCGUCAAGUUUCCUGUGGAUCUGUUCAUGUAGUGGCCUUGUCGGAGGAUGGUCUUCUCCAAUCUUGGGGAUACAAUGAAUACAGUCAACUUGGCAGAGGAUUUACCUGUGAAGGAUUGCAAGGGCCAGGUAUUGUGAAAGCAUAUGCAAAACACCUAGAUGAAGCCCCUGAGCGAGUGAAAAUAAUUCAAGUGUCAUGCGGGGAGUACCAUACUGCUGCUGUAUCUGAGACUGGUGACGUGUAUACUUGGGGUCUUGGCAACAUGGGUCAACUAGGGCAUUGCUCCCUGCAAUCCGAAGAUAAGGAAUUAAUACCCAGAAGAGUGGUUGCUCUUGAUGGGAUUUACAUUACAAGUGUUGCAUGUGGAGGUGUCCAUACAUGUGCAGUGACUGCAAAAGGAGCUCUCUAUGCGUGGGGCGGUGGGCAAGUUGGUCAGCUUGGCCUUGGUCCACAAACUAGUUCAGCAUCUUUUGUUUUCAAGGAUUCUCUAUUGAUGCUUCGGAAUAUCCCGGCUUUGGUUAUCCCAAGUGGGGUGCAGCUUGUUGCCUGUGGCCACUCUCACACACUUAUCUCUACCUCAGAUGGGAGAAUUCAUGGAUGGGGAUAUAAUAGCUAUGGUCAGGCAUCAAAUGAGAAGUCUACGUAUGCCUGGUACCCAUCACCAGUUGAUUGGUGUGUGGGAGAAGUUAAAAAGCUUGCCGCUGGUGGUGGUCACUCAGCUGUGUUGACUGAUGCUUGUUCGUUGAAAGAUUUAUGUGAAUUCAGGCUUGCUGAAAGUGUUACUCUGGCAAAUGCUGCUCACAUUGAGGAUGUUGCAUUCAGAACCAGCUCUGAUGCUUUAGUACGCCUUUGUGGAAGAUUGAGGGAGCUGCAAUGUGCUGGUGGAUGGGAAUCGGAAGAUGAUGGGUCUGGUCUGAUUAGACCUUGACGAAGAAUUUGCUGCAAGAACCUGGCUUCCUUAGCAUUUUAAUAUUUCAUUGACUUGGGGAGAUCGCUAUUGGCUGACAGCUGCUGUCGCUAUUAGGAAGGUUUCAGCUGUUCGAUCUCUAUUCCCCUGUAGGUUGUUUUAUCUGUAAACCUGAAAUAAUGAACUGUUGUAUUCAUCAGCAUUCAACAAUUGUAAUAUCCUUACCCUGGUACUUAUUGAUACUGAACAUUAAUGUAAUAUGCUCCAAGUGCUCAGUAUAUGAAUUGAAUAAUCUGGUCGAUAAAAUUAUCUUUUCUA
Molecule: messenger RNA, 1908 nt
Organism: Chenopodium quinoa (quinoa)
Lineage: Eukaryota; Viridiplantae; Streptophyta; Magnoliopsida; Caryophyllales; Amaranthaceae
Product: ultraviolet-B receptor UVR8-like
Exons: 9
Coding region: 184-1611 (475 amino acids)
Source: RefSeq, a predicted model, not a curated record